GCUUCCGCUAGCCAGCCAGCUAGCACGUCAGCUAACCGUGAGAGCGGCAGCAGCCAGCCGGACGCCAGCGCCUCACAACACGGAAAUACAGCCGAGCCGACUCGCCUCCAGCCGAACCUCUCCGCCGGUGAACAGCCCGCAGCUCGACCCGCUCCCCCCGGUUCCUCCCGCGGCUCUCCGUCCUCCCUGUCCGGACCGGUCCUGACCCGAAACAUGUCGGCGGUGCAGCGGAUGAAGGUGGCGAACGAGCGGCACAGCAAGACCAUCACCCAGCGGGGACACGUCCAGAAAACAGCGCGUCCAGUAAACGAUGACAAGUCCCCGGUGGGUCCGUGGCUCCUGGCUCUUUUCGUCUUCGUGGUGUGUGGAUCAGCCAUCUUCCAGAUCAUCCAGAGCAUCAGGCAGGGCUUGUGAUGACCUCGACCCAGGAAGAGCCUCUGCUGUGGGGGAGCUGCCGCCCGACGCCCCCCCCGCCCACACACACACACACACACACACACACACACACACACACAGACACACACUGCAAAUUCAGGCAAAUAGGAAGACACAGACUUGUUUACUAAACCUGACGUCUUACUGAGACACACACACACACACACACACACACACACACACACACACAGCUUCCUGUGAUAUUUCCUGUUUGAAUCUGAGCUCACUCCUCUUCCCACUGUGACCCAACCUCUCUCUCUCUCUCUCUCUGUCUCUCUCUCUCUCUCUCUCUCUCUCUCUCUCUCUCUCUCUCUCUCUCUCUCUCUCCCCCUCUCUCUCUCCCUCGGUGGUGUUAAGGGCAGUAAAUAUCUCGGUUUGUCUUCUAUUGAUUAAUAAUACUGACAAGAUAUUGGUUAUUAAUAAUAUUUGGAUCUUAUUGUUACACUGGCUGUUGAUGUUUUAUUGUUUUGGGGCUUGAAAAUACAUUUUACCACAAUCGGUUUGUUUGUAAUAUGAAGGGUUUUUUUUUUUUUUUUUUUUCUUAUUUUGUGUCUUAAAUCUCCUUUCCUCAUCUCCUCUCCUUUCUUCCUUCAGUCUGAAUGCAUUCGUCCAGCAGAGUUUUAUCCUGUCUGUCUGUCUGCCUGUCUGUCUGUCUGUCUGCCUGUCUGUCUGUCUGUCUGUCAUGAUGUGUUCAGGUUCACGGGAAAAGCCGAGGGGAAAAAAGUUCGACUGAUGCAUCGGUACUGAUGUUGUCAUGGUAACAACCCCUCCCACUUGAGAUUAAGCCCUCGUCCAAGCCCCUCCCACUUGACAUUAGCCCCUCCCCCCAGAUCCUAGCUCCUCCCUCGUCAAAGCCCCUCCCCCCCUGAGGUUCAGCCCUUUGUCCUUCGAAUCGUGAUUGGCCUUGAGAUUGGCCACACCUCCUUGCGGUGAUUGGUUGUUUUAGGUAGUUUGGCCCCGCCCCUCUGCGGAGAAUGGCGAUUUGUCAAAAUGAAGCAAAGCGUUGAUGGCACAAGCUUUAAUAUUCAGUCUUCCAGAUGGAAACUCGCCGUUUGCAAACGUUUAGAUCCUGAAAUGUCUUUUAAUUUUCAGCACCUAAAAUAAACAGGAACAUGACAGAAAUGGGCCUGGAACCAAUUUUUGGUUGUUGUUUUUUUGUUUUUUUAGGAAAUUAAAUGCCACUUUUCUUGCCUUUUUUCCUUUUUGAAUUGGAAAGUAGAUCCGGCAGGUUAGCGUCUGCAGGAAACGUCCACAAAGUAACCUUGGGCCAGGAAGAAAUCAAGUCAUUGUACUUAAUUGUAAUUGUAGUUAAUGAAUUGUUUUUAUAUUGUUGUAAUAGGCACAUCUGGUGAUUCAUCUUAUUAUUUUUUAUCGUCUGUGGUGAAAAUGAAUAUCCGGUUCCUGUCUUCAACGUCGGCUCCUCUGUUGAGAAAAUUUGCGAAGAUUUGAUUUGGUUGAAAUUUCGAGCGAGGCCCACAGGUGCAGCGUGAGGUCAGGUAGAGAUCCGGUGACUUUAGUGAACCGGUGAGGUCGUCGGGGCUGAAUCGGCCCCCCCGGCAGCGGUUUGUGUUUCCUCGCUCGUCGACACGCCGGCGUCGGCUCGGUGCAUCGGUCGAACGCCGUCCCUCGGCGGUCAGGAAGCGCGGCUCGGCCUCGGGCUGCACGUCAGGGAGGCUCAGGCUCAGAUCACAUCAGACGCUGCAGCUUCCUGCCACUUCCUGAUCAGACCCGGUGAAGCUUCCUGUGUGUUCAGCUGUUGUGCUCCUCUCUGGACGACAUGCACCGCUUUUAUACAAAUAAACUACGUAUUUUCUCUAA
Molecule: messenger RNA, 2253 nt
Organism: Myripristis murdjan (pinecone soldierfish)
Lineage: Eukaryota; Metazoa; Chordata; Actinopteri; Holocentriformes; Holocentridae
Product: stress-associated endoplasmic reticulum protein 2
Exons: 3
Coding region: 214-414 (66 amino acids)
Biological process (GO): endoplasmic reticulum unfolded protein response
Cellular component (GO): endoplasmic reticulum
Source: RefSeq, a predicted model, not a curated record